This is a messenger RNA of Gastrolobium bilobum, 598 nucleotides long. RefSeq lists its product as uncharacterized. The coding region runs from base 14 to 598 and encodes 194 amino acids. The transcript has 2 exons. Lineage: Eukaryota; Viridiplantae; Streptophyta; Magnoliopsida; Fabales; Fabaceae. The record is from RefSeq and is a predicted model, not a curated record.
UCACGACUCAACAAUGCUAGAUCCAGCUACUGAAUUGGUGCCACCACCAUCUUCACCAACUAACUCUUCCAUUUCAUCCUCUGAUCUUGACUCUCAGUCUACGGGAUCGUUCUUCCAUGACAGAAGCACCACAUUGGGUACUCUGAUGGGGGUGAGCUUCCCAGCUAUUGCCUUCAGAGCACCGUCUCAGCACCGGGACCCACAUUCUCCCGCUGCCGCCACCUCCGCCUUGGGCGGCUCUAGGAAGGCGGCGGCCAAGUCCAGGAAGAAAACAAAAGUGAACGCGGUGGCCAUCGUCGUGGCGGAUCGGCGGAGGAGGUGGUGGCGGUUGUGCAGUGACGGCGACAUGAAGCCGGCUUCGCUAGGUGAGUUCCUCGAAGUGGAACGGCGGUUCGGAGACGGCGCGUUUUACGGCACGGCGGCGGAGCUCGAAGGAAUGGUGAUGGAUCCGCAGAGGAACCAUGGGCGGGCGUUGUUUGCCGACGGGAGGAUUCUUCCGCCUGCCGUCGUCGUCGACGACGGAGCAUCGACUGCGGUGAGUCUUUGUAGUAGAUUUCCGGUUUCUCUCACCGGGAUUUGCAGCGGCGGUGCUGGAUAA